Nothobranchius furzeri (turquoise killifish) is the source of this 6063-nucleotide messenger RNA. RefSeq names its product voltage-dependent calcium channel gamma-4 subunit. Gene Ontology annotation, molecular function: voltage-gated calcium channel activity; channel regulator activity. Gene Ontology annotation, biological process: postsynaptic neurotransmitter receptor diffusion trapping; neurotransmitter receptor transport, postsynaptic endosome to lysosome; calcium ion transport. The record is from RefSeq and is a predicted model, not a curated record. NCBI's taxonomy places the organism in Eukaryota, Metazoa, Chordata, Actinopteri, Cyprinodontiformes, Nothobranchiidae. Gene Ontology annotation, cellular component: AMPA glutamate receptor complex; postsynaptic density membrane.
UCUCUCUCUCUCUCUCUCUCUCUCUCUCUCUCUCUCUCUCUUUCUCUCUCUCUCUCUCUCUCUCUCUCUCUCUCUCUCUCUCUCUCUCUCUCUCUGUGGAGGCAAACCAGCUUCUGUUCUUUGACAGGGGGCUCGUUUUUGCCGCUGGCAUCAGCUAAGAUGACUGCCAUGACAAUUCAAUGAGAAGAAAGGACGGUAACUGAAGUGCCCACCACUUGCUGAGAACAAACGAAGGAAUACCCGAGAUCUAAAACAAAGGAGAAAUAAGAAAGAGAAAAAGGGAGAAAAGAGAAGUGUGAAGGGCUCAGAAGAGAGGAAAUAGCAGAAGAAGAAGAAGGAGAAGAGGUGAGAAAGUGAAGGAUAAACGGUGGAUGGAGGCGGCUUGGACCGGGGCUACGGAGCGCUCUUCACUGACGAAGAAGAACAGCAGCAGCAGGGGGGAGAGGAGAUGGAGACGAAAGGGAGGAAUAUGCCCCCAGACAUCAGUUUUCUUCCCCGUCCUGCCAUGGUUUGGUGGGAGCGAGGCAUCCAGGUGCUGCUGACCACCAUGGGAGCCUUUGCAGCUUUUGCCCUCAUGACGGUGGCCAUCGGUACGGAUUACUGGCUCUACGCCCGCGCCUUUAUCUGCAACAGCACAGCUAACUCAUCCCAGGAGGACUCCAACAAUAAGGACAAGAAAGACCCUGGGGCUCUCACCCACUCUGGCCUCUGGAGGAUUUGCUGCCUGGAAGGCCUGAAGAGAGGCGUGUGCUCCCAGAUCAAUCAUUUCCCAGACGAUGCCGACUACGACCAAGAUGCUGCAGAGUAUCUGCUACGUGUGGUGAGAGCUUCCAGCAUCUUCCCCAUUCUCAGUGCCAUAUUGCUUCUACUGGGAGGAGUGUGUGUUGCUUCCAGCGGCUUCUACAAGAGCAAAAGGAACAUCAUUCUUGGUGGAGGAAUUCUCUUUGUAGCUGCAGGCCUCAGCAACAUCAUUGGAGUGAUUGUGUACAUUUCAGCGGCACUCAGUGACAUCUCCCCAAAGAAAGACGAGGAUAAAAAGUGGCACUACUCCUAUGGGUGGUCAUUUUAUUUUGGUGGUCUGUCCUUCAUUCUGGCUGAGAUGGUUGGAGUUCUGGCUGUUAACAUCUACAUUGAAAAGAACAAAGAGCUUCGAUGCCGCUCGCGCACUGACCUCUUCAAGAGCACCACUCAUGCCAUGCUGCGUCUGCCGAGCUACCGUUUCAGACGGCGCUCCCGCUCCAGUUCGCGCUCUACCGAUCCGCCUCGCUCGCAGGAGACCUCCCCCGUUGGAGCUUCUAAGACCUUCACUCUUCCUCCUUCUGCACCACCGUUCUCCGUCGCCACUUUGCCCAACCCGCAUCACAGCAGCAGUGGUGGGAGUGGAGGGGGCGGUGAUAUCUCCAUGUACACCCUCUCUAGGGACUCCAAGCUGGGGAGCCUUGGAGGAGGGGCUCCACCACUCUAUGGCACAGUGGACCGUGCCACGCUUUACCAGCUCCACAACUACUUCCCAAAAGAUUCCAGCGGCAGUGGAGCAGGAGGAGGCGCAGUAAUAAGCAGUGGCACCCUCCCGUCUCACUCGAAGUCCAACUUGGCAGCGGCAGCAGCUGUGGCCCAGAAUACCGCGCCACUGAAUACCCCCACAUCCGCUGCUGCACCAGCCCCGUCAGCCCCAAUAUCUACAGCUACCAUGGAAAGGGACAGGGGCAAUGUUGGAACCCUGGACCGACUGACAGCCAAACGGGACAGGGAUAGCAAUUCCGAUACACUCAACAGGAAGACUACGCCAGUUUAAAGCAAAACCUUACAGAGAAGGGCUUGAAGGUAGGCAGAAAGUAUUUAGGGCUUUAAAGGUGUGGAUGACACUUCAACAUCAAUGUUUCUGUCCUCGAGCCUGAAGUAUUUAACAGCCAUAGUUACAAUAAGUCUCAUAAGCUGUCAUAAAAGGUCUGAUGUUGUUUGCAUAAUCAUUUUCACUGCAUUAAAUCUUAAAAGCACAGAUGGUCCAGGAUAUAGGAUACUGAAAAUGCAACACAAGUCUUUGUAACUUAUCCAUCAUGUUCAAAAUUCACAAUAAAAGCUAAUUCAGUGUCUAAGAUAAUCUGGGCCACACUCGCGUGACAAAUUUCUGAAAGGGAGCUAAAUGUCACACCAAAGUACCAGGUAACAAGCUGCUCAGUGACCAAUUCCAGAUCAAAAAUAGCUGCUUAACCUCUGGUCCACAGAGUGUCCCCUCAGCCAUAUCUAACCUAAUGGCACACAUGGGAGCAGGCUGCCUCUCUUCAAAGUCAAUUUAUUAUUCAGAGUGUGUUUAAGUUAACUGCAGUGAGAAAUGGGCAUUCAGUCCUCAAAAGAGUAGAGCUAAGCUGAGAACACAUCACACUGAAUUUUGAUGCAGUCAUUUUUAUCAGAGGUUAAACUCCUGACAUUUGUCAGUAAAUAUCAGAUACAAUUGUACAGAUUGACAGAAUUUCAUAUUUCAUAAUGUUGAGCAAUUUAGAGCUUUAUUUUUUUACACCAAAUUGGUGAAAAAAAGAUGAAUGGCCUGAAGGUAGAAUGGUCCUUCCAGGUUGAGUGUGUUUUCACCUCUUGUGGAAUAGUUCACGUAAUUUAUAGAUAAGAAUUUUAGACCGUUUACAAAAGAUCCUGGAUACAAUUAGUUGAAAUCUACUUCCAUGAUAUUAGUCCGGCUCUGGUAUGGAUGUAAAAGGUUGGAGAGCAGCAGAUCCUCUACAUUGAAAACAGUCACUUGAGGUGGUUUGGGCAUUUGAGAAGGUUUCUUUCACCUCCUAUUGAUGAUUUUCCAGACGUGGAUCUUAAUUGUUUACAGGGCCGACCCAGAACUUGCUGGAGGGAUUGUAUAAACCUCUGGCCUGGGAAUGCUUUGACAUUCCUUAAGGAAGAGAUAAAUGGUUUUGUUGAGGGAUGAACUGGUGGUUUUCCCACCUAAAACUGGCUACUACACCCAACUUCAGAUGACCAAAUAUGGAUAGAUGGAUGCCCAAACUGUACAAUCAGUAUCAGAAAAUCCUUGAAACCUACCCAGUAAUUUAUUUAUUUAUUGGCAGUCCAAAUAUUCACCAUUAUCACUGUACAGUUAAGAUUUGAAAAUGGUUUUCCAAACUCAGGGAGAGAUCAUACUUAAUAUUGCUAAAAACUUUGCAAAUAAGUUUCAGUGCACAGAUGGAUGACUCCAAAUGUACCUCCCUGCUCUAAAACUAUGGUUAUGUCAGCUUUUUGGAAGGAUGUCAAAGUCAAUAACAGACUCUUGUAAAACAAACCUCUUUUGUGUGACGUUUAAUUGCUCCAAAAUGAUUUGGUUUAUUUUUUAUGACUGUGAUGAGAUACAGAAGGCUCUAAGACAGAAUCAGUUGAGUGUUGCUGCUAAAGGCUGGAAAAGAAAGCAACAGGGUGGGGCUUAAAUUAGUUCACACUCAUGGGGUGUAUAUUUAGUUAGAUGUAAAAGUUAUUAUGACCUACAGCUCCAGUAUUACAUUUUGACAAUUAAAACUUGUAAAAAUGACACGAAGCAAUUAAGGAAAUCCUUAUGAAAAUAUUUGUGAAAAAUAUAUUCUCUGGGUGUUUUAGUUUUUUUUUUUUUCAAAAUGAAAAUCAAAGCCUAGAAAUUCUGAUCUGUAUAAAACGCCACAUGUAUUUAGACUGAAUGAUUGAAAAUUGGAUUCACUUCUAAAAUAAACAUUUUACCUAACAAGGAAAGAAAAGAGCACACUCUUAAUUCCCUUUCCACUGUCUGUCUAUAAACUAUAGCUAUAUAUAAUGUUUUACAAUUUAGAAUAAUAAAUGUACUAUGAAUUAGUUGAUCAACCCAUUAACUUAAACUAAAGCACAUAAUGUCUGUAAAUGAUAAACUCUGACUUCUUUAUUUAUUAUGUGUGAGUAAUUAUCAUCUUUAGGUUACAAGAAGUCUUUGAGUGUUGAUAUUACGUUGCUGGUGUUUCUAUGAUCGUAAUAAUUAUUGCAGGGUAUUUACACAUUUUAAAAUUAAUUUUAUUUUGUAUCUUUUUACAUUCUUUUACUUUAUUUUCCCUUUCCUAUGUACACUAAAGUCAGUGGUGUCAUGUGGAAAGCAUGUGCACAAUACGUGAGAGGUCAAUGAUGUACAAUUCCUUAUUUUCUGUAUUCUUGUCAUUAUUGUGUUUGAAUUGAUUUUUGCAGGGAGAGUUGACUGAGUGUGCAUGCUCUGUUUCAGCAACGCCCUGCUUUGUUGUCACACACUGGAACUGAGGGUUGCUCAGUAUAAACCCCAGUGUCCAGCUGGUUUAUGGGCAGCCGCCUUCAAGCAACACUGGACAAUGUGCCUUGCUAAAGGGCAAGUUCAUUUUUGUUUUAAAAAGUGAUUUUUGUUUGGUUAUUACCCAUGUAAAUCAUCUCCUUUAUGCCAUAAACUAAAAAGGGGUAAAUUUAAGUUCCUCUUUUGUCCAAAGGUCAUACAACUGUGAAUACUGGUUUUACAAAAAUAUUACUCUGUAUUCUACUGAUAUAUAAUUGUUCUCCAGUUUUUUAUUUGGAUUUUUUUUUUCAAUUUCAUUUUUAUUCACUUGUAUUUAUGUUAUGGAUUUAUUUUAAACUGUGUGUAUUUCUGUUUGCAUACAUGUGUGUGUGUGUGUGUGUGUGUGUGUGUGUGUGUGUGUGUGUGUGUGUGUGUGUGUGUGUGUGUGUGUGUGUGUGUGUGUGUGUGUGAGGGAGAGAGAGAGAGAGAGAGAGAGAGAGAGAGAGAGAGAGAGAGAACUUGUCUUUAUUACUUACUGAGGACAAUUGCCUUGUGCUUCACCAAUAAAGUGUGGAAAUUCGUUGCAAAGUGAGGACAUUUUUCCUGGUCCUCACUUUGUUCCACUUUUAUUUAGCUUUAUUUAUUGGGGUUGAAGGAAUGGUGUGAAUUAAGUUCUGGUCAAGGUUAGGGUUAGACAAUGCCAAAAUGCUAAAAUGAAUGGAAUCAAUUAAGAUCCUCUCAACUAGUAAGGCAAGCAUGUGUGUGUGUGUGUGUGUGUGUGUGUGUGUGUGUGUGUGUGUGUGUGUGUGUGUGUGUGUUCUUGUCGUUACUACUUACUGAGGACCAUUGCCUCAUGUUUUACCAAUAAAGUGAGGACAUUUUUCCUGGUCCUCACUUUGUUACAGUUUUAACUAGCUUUAUUUAACAGGUUUGAAUGAAUGGUGUGAAUUAAAUUCUGGCCAAGGUUAGGGUUAGAAAGGGACCAGUAAUGGUUAGGGUUAGACAUAAUGCCAUCAUUAAAAAUAAUGGAGGUCAAUGAAGGUCCUCUCAACUAAUAAGACAAGUGUGUGUGUGUGUGUGUGUGUGUGUGUGUGUGUGUGUGUGUGUGUGUGUGUGUGUGUGGCUAUGUUGGUCCCUCUCUAAAAUUUUAUAUUCCUCUCAUCUCUCUCCCAAAGUCAUGCUGUCUUCAUUUAUUUUCAGGAAAUGCAUAGAUGUUAUACUUUCUACACAUAACCAACGUAGCCUAAUAUUCUGUGUUUUUUAAUGUUCAAACUAGUGUGUACCUGUAGGUAAUAGAAUUUAUAUUAUUAUAUUUAUUUUGGUGGUGAUGUGUGUAGAUAUUCUUAAUGUCAUGUUGUUUCCAAGUUCGUACACCAGUGACCUGGGGCUAAAAAGGCUACAUGUCUGCCUGUGAAAUAUAAACAGUAGCCUUAGUGCUGGUAAAGGGCACUAUGUGUGGUCUGUACUGGUGAUCUCAGAAGUUUUUACAUACAAACAUUCACUUCUCAAAGUUUGUCUGUUGUUACAGGAUCAAUAACAGAAAAAUGUUUCCUAAAUGUUUGUAAAAUCUUGUUAAAGCCAUUCUAAAACUAGCUUAAAAACUGUUUCUUUCCCAACACUUGGGCUACUGACACAAAAGACUGAAACUCUUCAAAUAGAAAGUUGGUAUAUUUCCUUAAAGUUGAGUGAUUCAAGAAUAGGAAAAUGAUGACAUAAGGAAAAGCAAUACAAUACCAAUUAUCUAUGAAAAAGGCCAGAUGUAGAGAGGAUAUAUAUGUAUAGAGAGUAUAUACAUAUAGAUAUGAUAUAUUCAAUAAAGUUCUCAAUGAAAA